AUGGUUCUCAAUUUAUCACAUAACUCUUUAACUAGUCCAUUACCUCUCGAGGUAGGCAAGCUAGAAAAUACAAACACAUUGGACAUAUCAGAAAACAAUCUUUCUGGUGCAAUUCCAAGCAGCAUUGAUCUUUCGCGAAAUAACUUGUCAGGAGAAAUUCUGAAAGAUUUUCUGAAACUUCCUUUUCUGUUGUACUUAAAUCUUUCUUUCAAUGAUCUUGAGGGCGAGCUACCAUCUGAAGGUGUCUUUAGAAAUGCAAGUGCAAUAUUAGUUACCGGGAAUAACGUCUGUGGUGGUAUCCCAGAAUUGGAUUUGCCAAAAUGCACAUCAGGAGUAAAAGAUCUUGGAAAGUUUCAUGCCUUUGUACUAACCGUCACAAUUGUUCCGGUAGCCCUCGUUGUCAUUUUUGUUUCAGUAUUUCUGGUCGUUUAUUGGUUGAGAAAAUCGAAAACGACACCCUCUUCUGUAGUUCCAUCAAUGGACAAGCUCUUAAAAGUCUCAUACAGGAAGCUUCAUCAAGCGACUAAUGGAUUCUCUUCCAUUAACUUAAUCGGGUCUGGUAGUUUUGGCUUAGUGUAUAAAGCAUUCCUUGAUGAUCAACAAGAAAGACCAGUAGCUGUUAAGGUUCUUAAACUUCAACAGAUUGGAGCUUCCAAGAGUUUCAUGGCGAAUAUGAGCUUGGAGAAGUGGUUGCAUCCAGACACCUCAAGCGAAAAUGAAUCAGAGUGUCUCGACUUUCUUCAACGACUAAAUAUUGCAAUUGAUGUGGCCUCUGCAUUACAUUAUCUUCACGAUCAAUGUGAAACUCCAAUUGUUUAUUGCGAUUUAAAGCCAAGCAAUGUUCUUCUCGACAAUGGCAUGGUUGCUCAUGUAAGUGAUUUCGGUUUAGCAAAGCUGCUUUCUCAAGAUCAAACCAAUACAAGUAGCACAAUAGGACUAAAGGGUUCUAUUGGCUACACUGCUCCAGGUAAAAAACUACAUAUUGUUUUCUUUGAAACCUCAAGAUUUCUUACAAAUUACUGUAGAGUAUGGAAUGGGGAGUGAGGCAUAGAAACAAGGCGACGUGUACAGUUACGGAAUACUUGUGCUGGAGAUGUUCACUGUAAGAAGACCAACAGAUGAAAUGUUCAAGGAAAGUUUGAAUCUUCAUGACCUUGUUGAACAGGCAUUGCCAGAGAGACUUGUGCAGAUUGUAGACCCAAUAAUUCUCCAAAAAUCAGAAGAUAAUGACAACAAUGAUAUUCGAAUGAGUUUUAAUGUGCAAAAGUGCUUGCUUUCAGUGCUUAAGAUUGGAGUUUCCUGUUCAGCAGAGUCACCCAGAGAGAGGAUGAGUAUGGAGGAUGUCGUUAGAGAACUGCAGCUGGUCAAAAAAUCUUGUACACAAUGGUGAGACUAAUAGACACAGAUCAAGAAUACAUGAUUGUCUUGGA
This is a messenger RNA of Tripterygium wilfordii, 1430 nucleotides long. Its product is annotated as probable LRR receptor-like serine/threonine-protein kinase At3g47570. The transcript has 2 exons. NCBI's taxonomy places the organism in Eukaryota, Viridiplantae, Streptophyta, Magnoliopsida, Celastrales, Celastraceae. Gene Ontology annotation, molecular function: protein binding; protein kinase activity; ATP binding. The record is from RefSeq and is a predicted model, not a curated record. Gene Ontology annotation, biological process: protein phosphorylation. The coding region runs from base 1 to 1044 and encodes 347 amino acids.